Messenger RNA from Papilio polytes (common Mormon), 10333 nucleotides. RefSeq lists its product as uncharacterized. Lineage: Eukaryota; Metazoa; Arthropoda; Insecta; Lepidoptera; Papilionidae. Gene Ontology annotation, cellular component: nucleus. The coding region runs from base 917 to 8344 and encodes 2475 amino acids. The record is from RefSeq and is a predicted model, not a curated record. Gene Ontology annotation, biological process: positive regulation of transcription by RNA polymerase II; oxidative demethylation. The transcript is spliced from 13 exons. Gene Ontology annotation, molecular function: DNA binding; DNA 5-methylcytosine dioxygenase activity; zinc ion binding.
GCCGCCGCGAGUGUACGCGUGUCGUUCGCACCGACGACACGCACUGACGCGAUCGCGAACUUCUAAUCCCUUUUUGUUUAUUUUUCGCGCGCGUCCUUCUUGUGUUUCCGAGGCAGCGAGACGGAGAAAAAAAGGAGGCGCGGAUGGAUCGAGCGACCAGAGAAGAUUUGUGGCGGGCGCACGGAUAGCAGGGCCGGGUCCGUCGCCCACGCGCCGCUCUACACAACGGACCGCACAAGCAGACAACUCAACCAAAACACACGAAUUCCUCAAACCAAAGCCUCCAGUCAUAUCUUUCGUUUCAAAAAUUAUAUAAGCACUAUUUUUUAAAAACCUUUUAAACGUUAAAAUUAAAGAAGAAACUCAAAGUAUACGCUAACUCCCAAACAGUACAAAUUAAUUUAAGUCUGAAGUAUUCGGUAUUUACAAUAAAAAGAAGCCUUCGAACGAAAAAAAAGUAUAGAAGAGAUAUCAACGACCAGUAUUUAAACGUUCCAAAAUAAUAGAAAAAUCGUUAAACGAGUGCACAAAGUAUUUUAUCGAUAGUUAACGAGCAAACGAACCGAUUCCUCGAGCAUUUUCUAAAAAGAAGUCAGCCAAAGAUUUUAUAAGCCCGUAACCUUAAGACUCGUAAUAUUUAAGCUGUAUGUAAAGGACUUUUUAUACUAUUUAUUUUGUAGUGAGCAAACGAAGAUAUUGUGACUAGGGUAGUGUAAACCGGUGUGCCGUAUAGUCGUAACUUAAGUGCUAUUUAGAGUUAGAGCGAACUGAAGCCAGAAAGUACAAAUUAUCAAGUUCCAUCACAGUUCCGAUCGUUCAGUACAACAUAGACUUAGUGUAGAGCUUAUUUUUGUAUGUGUUACUGUUUUGGCACGCGAAAAAGUGACGCGAUGCGGUCUCGUCGAGCCAACACGUCAUGAGCGAAGCGCUCCGGAGUGAGGCGGGCGCGGAUAGCGCGCAUUUACCGCCUUUCUCGACGUUUGGCGACAUGGCGGACAACGAGCAGCGAAUACUGACAGCCGAUGGCCGGCUGCUGGACCCAGCCUGGGAGUACUACGAGAGAACGGGUGACACCGUCUCUGUCAUCGCCAGCCAGCCGCAAUACCGACCGUGGGAGUCGAUGCCCAUCACCGUCAACUCAAAAGAUGCGAUACUUCGUGCAGGAUUCUCAUCACCUCUCGACUACCAAUCGGUGACGUUGCAGCCCAUACCCAACAAGCUGCCGUCCUUCCAGAGUCAAUUCCAGACGUUUCCAGAGACGACCGUGAUACCAGAGACGGGGCUACCGAGUGUCACUCCAGUCCCGGUCACGGCGAGCCCUACGCCCAGCGCGAGUCCUAGUCAGUUAACCCAGCUCACGCAGCUCACGACGCCGUCGUCUCCGGCGCAUCUUACCACACUGGCGCAGGUCACGCCACUUUCUACGACCCUGACUACGCUAUCGCCGGUCAACGCAACUACAUUCCAUACGCUGACAGCCGUGAACGCUAGAAGCUACCCGAUAGUACCGGCACCACUGCAAGCGAGAGAGCUGACGCCGGCGGGACAGGCUUACAUUGAUGACAGACACAUACAGCUGUAUCAACCUAAUAUCGCUACAAUUAAUGCUUUUCCGACUCAAAAUGGAAUUCUUCACCAAAAUGGAACGCUCCUCCAUCAAAACGGGAGCCUUAUACAAAACAUUCAGAGUCCAACAGUGGUCCAUGUGCUGAAAAACGAACCGUUCGAUAUGAAGGCGCUACAAGAUAAAUACACUCCAAAUGGAUUACAUCACAGCAAUUUUCAGAACCCAAUGUUACUAGACAACGGGUACGAUAAGAAGUCAAACGGUUUUGGAAGUGCAUCGUCUCCGACGAGGUCAGAUUUUCGAAAGAAGGAGAGACGGAAAAUGCGCGCCAACAGUUCAGAGUCUGACGGUUCUAACAUGGAGGUGGGUUCGGAAAGCAGCGGGCAAGUCGCGGCUGUGUCCUCCACGGCGGGCUUCAAGUCGCCUAUGCACGGCGCCCCGCCCAUGAGCACUGGACCCAUGGAGCUCGAUGAUAUAUCCAGUGAAAAACAGUAUUUCCCAUCACAGACAAAGAAAAAGCGAAAACGUUGCGGCGAGUGCAUCGGCUGCCAGAGGAAAGACAACUGUGGCGACUGCGCACCAUGUCGCAACGACAAAUCGCACCAAAUCUGCAAGCAGAGACGAUGCGAGAAACUCACCGAGAAAAAGCUUAUUUUGGGGCCGGACGGGACGCUGCAGACGGUGAAAAGCGAGUCGCGCCGCGGCCGCGGCAGAGGGCGCUCUACGACAACACCAGUCUUGCAAGACAUCAAGAGCUACCGAGGUCGCAAGCCUCUGGGAGGCGGCGUGGUCCCGGUGCCUGGUGUGCCCGGCCUCAGCCCCGGCGUGCCGGCGGCUGCAUCCCCAUCGCCCGCGCCGCACGCGCCUGCCGCGCCCAGCCCCGCUCCCGCAGCAACACCCGCCAUGAAGCAAGACCAUCCCAGCCAGCCAAUGGCUCCGAUGCCAUUUUACGCCGGGGAUCCCAACAGAUUCCCAACAACGUGGCAAACAGAUCCAUCACAAGGUUGGCAAAAUCAAUUCAUUCAACAAAUUCCUACCCAGACAGGCCAAACGACGUUAGAUUACCAAGGCGCUCACACACCUUAUGCUACGUCACCCCACUAUCAAGCAAACACUACAUACACCGUCCAGAAUGUUGCGACUACUUUCGAUGUAGCUAACAACACCUAUUAUCAAGCCGGAGUUCAGGCUGUGCCUGCACAAAGACCGCCAUCGAAUCGUGGAGCGUAUACGCCUGUGCCCUCGCCGCGAGCUCCACAUUAUACGACGGAAUACCAGCAGCAGUACGCCCAAGCUGCCACUCCUGGUGUCACUAGUGGUAGUGAUUCAAGACCUGCCUCAGCCGUUUCAUACCAAAACUCAGUUCCGACAACGGCAGCAUCCGUUUAUACUGUGAGUCAACCGAAUUAUGAACGCACAGAGUACGCAACAGAACACGCGGAGGACUAUAACAGUGCUGAUGGCACAACGGGAGAUUCUAACAAUGAUGGAGACAGACAAGAUCAAAGUGGAACGAAUGGUCAGCAUUCGGGAAACGCCGAGCCUGGAUACCUGCAGGGGAGCAACGGUCCGCGAGCUUCACUCGACUGUAGCGGGUAUUCGGGCGCCUACAACAGCGGACAGUACAGGGAAAACAACCAAGCACAAAACCAAAAUGACUGGCAACAACGUCAGUGGCAGCAUAACCAAAGAAUUCAAAACCAGCAAAUGCAGAACCAACAUCAAAUUCAGAAUCAACAACAAAUACAAAAUCAGCAACAAAUUCAAAACCAGCAGCAACUUCAGAACCAGCAGCAAAUGCAAAGUCAGCAGCAAAUGCAGAAUCAGCAGCAAAUGCAAAAUCAGCAACAAAUGCAAAAUCAGCAACAGAUUCAGAAUCAGCAACAAAUGCAGAACCAGCAACAAAUACAGAAUCAACAACAGAUGCAAAACCAACAACAAAUGCAGAAUCAACAGAUGAACCAACAAUUAAAUCACCAUCAACAAAAUCAACAGCAACAACUACAAAAUCAAAUCCAAAUGCAAAAUCAUCAAAAUCAGCAAAUUCAGAAUCAACAAUUGCAAUCGCGUCAAGAUGAAUCUGAACAACAAAUGUUUUCGCAGUCAGACAGGGUAAACUUGAACUCGAGACUGAAAACUAUGAUUUUGAAUAAACAGAGCCAUACCCGGGAUGGUACUAAUACACCACCGGACAAAGGCGAUCCUGGCGAAGGCCCACCUCGAGGGCUUGACGACAGGAAAGGUGGUAUUUCCACCAAUGACGAUAAAAAUACUACCGGUCAUUUUUUAUCGUAUAGCCACCAUCUCCGAGAUAAUUACCGCAUAGGCGAGCAGGCUUAUUCUGCAGCUGGUAAUUAUUCCCACGGAGCUCACACUUAUAAUGUGAGCGAGUUCGGAGGUGGUGGCCACCAAGUAUGGGAGGGCGGGACGGAUGUCCCGCGGAGUUAUGACAAAAACUUUUCAUCUGUUAAUGCGUCGAAAACACAAAAACUGCCCUCUUAUUCCGACAUGAGAGGUCAAUAUAAUGCAUACUCGAAUCUUACACCCACAGUCGAUUCCCAAAAAUUUCCGGAAGUUUUCGGUAGUGAUAAUUUAAGUUAUUCGCAACAAGACAGUAAAGAUUUCCAAUCAAAAAUGCUAAUAGGACCAGUUUCUGAAAUGAAUCAACAAAACUUAGCUCGGGACAUAAGCGCACAAAAUAAGCAUUUUGAGAGAGAAGCCUAUGACGCAAAAUUUAGGCAUCCUAAUGCGCCUUUAAUCCCAAAGUUAGAAUUCCCUGAUAAUUAUCAGUAUAAGAAAGGAGAAAGAGUAAAACCCGAGACAAUAAGAACUUCCUGUCAAAAUGCCUGCAAAAAGCCAAAUGAGGCAACGUUAAAUAAUGCUUACAGAGAGUUCGCUAAUGGUACUUUGGCUAAAGCCAAUACUGUACUGCCGCCAAUAUCUACCAUAAAACAAGAAAAUUUUGGCCCUAAACAACAAACAUAUCAAAAUUUCCAAAACUUUGGAUUUGAACGUAGACAAGAAACUCAUGAAAGUUUUGCUCAAAGUCCUCGCGUCCAAGAAAAUAUAGGUUUUCAAAGAUAUAACAAGAAUUUCGAACAAAAGACUCAUAAAACUUCUGACAGUCGAGGUAAUUCUGGAAGAUCCACACCUAUUGAGCCCAAACCACCAUUUUACAUCGAGCAAAUAAAAUCAGAGCAUUCACCCCCCGGUCAUAAAAUAUACAAAAACAUAAAUUAUGGACCUCCCAAAAACGAGCCUUAUAUGUUUUCUGGGGAUGGAGGACCGGUGGCGAUAAGGAACGAAGUUGGAUACUCUUGCUGCCGCCAAGGGUCCACCAGGAAACCUCCUCCUGAGCAUUUAAGAGAUGGAGCUUGUCCGGGUUUACAAACUAAAGAUGAAAUUCUAGAAGACGAUCCCGAUUCAACGGAAAAAUCUGAUUCCAAGAACUCUUCUAAGCCCGGUACACCCAUACCGGAUAACAACAAUAAGCCUAAAGAAAAUCAAUUUAAUUAUUCUAAAGAAUAUCUCGAGAACUUGGAAAAACUAAGAAAUAGUUCAAGGACUGAGGUUCCGGAUUGUAACUGCUUCCCGGCUGAUAAAAAUCCUCCAGAACCAGGCAGCUAUUACACUCAUUUAGGAGCAGCCUCUAGCUUAGCGGAAUUAAGAAAAGAGCUAGAAACGCGAACAGGGCUAUCAGGAAAAGAAUUGAGGAUAGAAAAGAUAUGUUACACUGGCAAAGAGGGCAAAACGGCUCAAGGAUGCCCGAUGGCAAAGUGGAUAAUCAGACGUGCCAACUACACGGAAAAAGUCCUGGUUGUAGUGAAGUGUCGUAACGGGCAUAAGUGCACCUCGGCGUGGAUCGUAGUGUGUCUGGUUGCGUGGGACGGCAUCCCGCAGUCAGAGGCCGACCUUGACUAUACACUCCUCUCACACAAACUCAACCGGUACGGCUUGCCCACCACACGGCGCUGCGCCACAAAUGAAAAUAGAACCUGCGCUUGUCAAGGGCUGGAUCCAGAGACAUGCGGCGCGUCAUAUAGUUUCGGUUGUUCAUGGUCUAUGUACUACAACGGAUGCAAAUACGCAAGAUCCAAAACCGUGCGCAAAUUUCGUCUGUCCGUAAAAACUGAGGAGGCGGAGAUAGAGGAGAGGAUGAAUGUUCUCGCAACUCUACUGAGUCCACUCUACAUGAACCUCGCUCCCAAGUCCUUCGAGAAUCAGUGCCAGUUUGAAAAAGAAGCUUCCGACUGCCGAUUGGGAUUUAAGCCUGGACGACCAUUUUCUGGCGUGACAGCUUGCAUAGACUUUUGCGCGCACGCGCACCGCGACCUGCACAACAUGCACAACGGUUGCACGGCAGUGGUGACGCUGGCGCGGCACCGCGGGCCGGCACGCGCCGAGCACGAGCAGCUGCACGUGCUGCCGCUCUACGUGCUGGACAACACCGAUGAGUUUGGCUCCGUCGACGGACAAGAGGACAAAGUGCGCAACGGCGCGCUGCAGAUACUGGACAAGUUUCCAAUGGAAGUGAGAGUCCGUUCCGUGCCCCUACAACCGUGCAGGAGACACGGAAAGAAGCGUAAGGAUGAAGAAAGUUCAGACAGCGCUAACUCUACCGCGAACACCGGGUCCCAGCAAAAUUCUAACAACCAGAAGAAGCAACAACAAAACGCUGCAGCACCGAGAACGCCGCAACCAAACGAUAUUAGGAAUAACGCAAGUCCCAAGAACCAGAGCAGCGCCUCGCCCCGAGCCAAUACACCAGCAAUGAACCAACCAAAUCCACCUUUCACUAAUAACUCGCCAUAUAACUCAGCAUUUGUUAAUCCAAAUAUGCAUAACAAUACCUCCGGUCUCAUAAACCCUAAUUUAUCAAAUCCUGCGUUGCUAGACAUGGCGUCUAUGAUCGACAAUUUUACUGAAGCCCAAUUACAAAGUAAUCAAAUCUCUAGUACGGUUCUAGAUUCUCCUUAUAAUGCCUAUGAUCAAAGUUAUAAUUUACAUCACCAGAACAGUAUGUACAAUCCAAAUAAUGUAUCCCCACUAAUAGAAAAUACAUGUCAAAACCCAAAUCCCAAUCAACUGCCGAGUUUUGCGUCCGGCUUGCAGAAGAGAGACCAACCAUUCAAUACCAAUCAAGAACAAAUACAACCCGCGAAUCAGUGGCCUGAUUUUGCUAACGCAGAAAUGUUUAACAAUGUAGUAAAAGAAGAUCCCGAUUCGACCACGGCCCAUCUCACCGGUCCCGCUAACAAUUUUAGCCCUGACUCAAAUCGAAGCGAAACAAAUUCAGAUCAACUGUCUCAGAAAAAUACAUCUGAAAACGAUAAGCAAACACUAAUUAGCGAUAUUUCUAACAAGAUGCCGGAAUUCGAUAUGCCCAACUCACCGCGCUUGACGGAAAUAUCACAGAAAUCACAGAGUACUCCAGCAUCUCCUGCACCUUCACAAAUUCCUGAAUUAAAGUCUCCAAGCAAUGACACGUUAAUUUCCCCCGACGCAAGAAAAAGUGUUUGGAAAUCACCAGAUUCUAAAAACUGGGAUCCUUUAAAACCAAAAGAAGCAUCAAACGCGGAAAGUGACAAUGCUUUAUUUAGGGUACCAAAAGCAAGACCGCCAUCACGAUCCCAGUUGGUCAACCCAUUGGCCGGCGUAGAAAAUUCAACAUUUCUAAAACCAUAUCCACCAUCAGAAAAACCUCAUUUUAGCCAAGGGUAUGAACAUAGAAGUCCUUAUGAUAAUAGAACUAAUACGAUACCCCAGCCGCCCACGUCCCAAGGAAAUUUUACCAUAAACCACGAAGACAUGACUCAAAACAUGGGAGCAACAAGUAGGCCAGCCCAAGAGUUUCCCGGUAACUUCCAUCCUACCAACCAAAAUAAUUUUGGAAACCAAACUACCGUGCCGUACAGUAACUACCCACAGAUGACAAACGCGUACCCAUUUCCACCAAGUCCAUAUGGUCAUUUUAAUCCAUAUGAAAAUUCAUACAACGAUUACAAUAGUUUAGCAUAUUACAAUGCUGAAAAAUAUAAACGGGAAGAAUUGAUUAGAAACUCACAUUGUUAUAAUUCCUAUGGUUACCAAUACAACCCUAAUUUUUCUCCCAAUUUUUAUCAGAAUCCAAGCUCAAAUUGGUGUCAAUCUUCGCCUAAUUGGUGUCUGUAUCCACCACCUUUUUCUAUUCCUUAUCCACCAGAACCACCAAAGGCUGAGCCUAUCGGAGAAGUGACAGAAGUGACUGAUAAUCUGGAAUGUUUUAAAGAUAGUCAGAUGGGUGGCGUGGCAAUUGCUUUGGGUCACGGGAGCGUUUUAUUUGAAUGUGCGAAACACGAAAUGCACUCGACGACGGCCGUUAAAAGCCCUAACAGAGUAAAUCCAACUAGAAUAUCGUUGGUGUUUUAUCAGCAUAGAAAUCUGAAUAGACCAAAGCAUGGUCUCGAAGAAUGGGAGGAAAAAAUGAGGUUAAAGAAGCUGGGAUUAAAUCCUGCUACACCAGGAACACCGGGACCGAAUUCGAAUUCUGCUUCGCCUGCAUCUACACCGGGGCCUGAACAGAGGCAAACUCCAGGCCCAGAGAAAUGGAAGAAUAACGAGAACGCUAUUCCUGGAGGAUACAGUUCUUUGGCAGCGCUGGUCGAAGCGACUAACGCUGCGAAGAAAAGUGGGCAGAUCAUGCUACGUACAGAUACUCACACCACUAUGUCAUGGACGACGUUAUUUCCCAUGCACCCCUGUACCGUGACCGGUCCCUACCAAGAGUCGGCCACCUGACGCAGGCCGCGUCACGUCGCAACAUAGCCGUGUUGUCGACCGCGCCAUUGAACUUCCACCGAAGCUAUCGUAAUUCCUUUAAAUCAACCGAUUUCAUCCCAAGCGUUUUUUAAACGAAUAUAAAGAGGCCACUGACUACUUAUGAUACUAUACUGAUGACAAUUAGGAAUUUAUCUUUUUGAAUUAUAAAAAAGAUGCAAUCGUCACAAUGUAAACUAUAUUACUAAGUGGUUAAAAAACUUUUAAGUUAACUACGCUCUCGGUUAAGAACUGGUCCUGUGAGCUGGAAUUUUUUAUCACGUUUAAAUUGGAAUUGACUACCGUUUUACAGCAUGUAUGUUUUCGACGAACCGAGUGAGUUUUAAUCAAAGAUGUUAUUUAAGUUUUUAGUAGUGUUUAUGGCAUUUCAACUAGUCUUACGUUACUACGUUAGUAUCUAUUGUAUCAGAUAAGCGACAGUAUCCAUGUAGUUCUUUUGUUUGUAUAUUCAUGUGCUAUUUAAUUUUACCAAUAUCGAGUCGACCUCCAUGUAUUUAGUUAUACAAAUACAUUUUGUAUAAAAUAGAUGCAUUUUUACGUUUAUUCUGAAUAUUUUGUCGUGUUUUCUAAUUAAGCGCAUUAUGAAUAAAUAUUUAGUGCGACGCAAUGAUCUCAUAAACUACUAACACUACAUGUAUACCUUGUUCAGAGCAAAAGUACAGGAAGGAGGGCCUCGACCCCGCCCGGGCCGGCCGGAGACCGCGUCUAUAUUUUUGUACCUUUGUUUAUUUAUUAUUUUAAAACCAUUCCUCUGUCUAUUUGGAGUUUGUUUUGGCAUAUUAUUUUAAAUUUAAUAAUAUAAGUGAAAUCAUGGCGAAGGCGCAACAUGCAUUUUACAACAAACGUAAUUGAGUGCUUUUCUAUUAGGUUUAAGAUGUGUGUAUUUUUAAAUUUUUAGAAUAUUUAACUUAUUUAUAUUGUAUUACGUGAACUUUUAUGAAAUGAUUUUCUUUGUAAUAAUUUAGUGUUACAGUAGAUAUUAAUUAUUAAUAUAUUUGCUUUACGACUCGACAUUUAAGUUGUGUUGGCAUGUUCACGUCUCCUUUACUUUCCUCCAGUGCCUGCGCGCUGUCAGCGCCAUCUGUCGACGCGUUACAAACUGUUAAAUUAUGUCCUUAUUUGAUAGUCGUGUGUGCAUUUUAUGAAAUCAUCCCUAUUAUUUAGUCACUAAUAAUCUUAAUGAAAUUAUGUUCAAUAAUUUAAAGAAAAAUAUGAAAUAAAAAAAUACAAUUAUGAUAUAAGUAUUGCGUAAAACAGGCGCUUGGAAAGAUUAUAAAGUAGGCAUAUUAUUGAAAAAUGAAUGAAAUCAUACUGACGAAUAGUUAUUAAUAUAUAAUUAGGGUAAGAGAAGUUUGUUUUAAAGAUUAAACUAUUGAUAUAGUUUAUAUUUUUUACGUGUACGUAUUUAUUGAAUGGUAAAUUUAUUGGGACGAAUGUGAAAUUAUUUAUAGGUGAAGUUUUGAGAGCAAAACUUUUAAAAACUAAGCAAUAAUAGACGUCGGGUCUAUGUACAUUAUUAUGAAGGAGUUGAAUAAAAAAUUAACGAAUGGUGCGGAAUAUCGUCGAUCUUAUGGAGUCGCUUAACUUUUCGAGCUGUCUGAUCGCCUAAAUUUUAUUCUGAUAUUAUUUGUGUACUUUAUCUGUGUGCCCCUCUUGCCAUACGUAGCCGUCGCUCGUAACCGUCAGCCUCCACUGGCGAAGCACGCGUACGAAAACGAUAUCAUUAGAAUAUGUUGUACAAGUGCUUGGGUAGUGGAUGCUCAAGGUUACAUGUUAUUGUCAGAGCAUUGUGUUUGUGUGACAAGACAUAUCAAUAUCGUUUUCAUAAAUCGUAGUAUAUACGAGUACGUGCCAGCAAGCAGCGAAGUUCGAAGCAGGUCAAAAAACAUAUUUAAACUGUAUACGGAUUAUGUCGGCGAAUUUUUCAUGUUUACAAAUAAUAAAAAAAAA